This is a messenger RNA of Dimorphilus gyrociliatus, 2110 nucleotides long. Lineage: Eukaryota; Metazoa; Annelida; Polychaeta; Dinophilidae. The record is from the annotation of a GenBank genome assembly.
AUUUAAAUUCAUAUUAUCGCUCAUGUUCAUAAGUUGGUGAGUGCUGUGGUAUAAAUAAUUAGCGAUGUUGACUCGAAACUUGUUCAAGAGCUCAGCAAUAUUAAAUAAUUUUAGAUGUGGUAUAGCAUCACGCCAGCUAAGCGAGAGUGUUCGACCAAAAACAGGAAUCUUAAUGCUUAAUAUGGGAGGACCUGAAAAGUUAGACGACGUUCACGAUUUCCUCCUUCGUCUAUUCUCUGAUCGGGAUCUCAUGCGUCUUCCAGCACAAUCCCAAACGUCUAAGUUUAUCGCCAGACGUCGUACGCCUAGAAUUAAGGAACAGUAUGCAGAAAUUGGCGGGGGAUCUCCAAUUCACAAAUGGACUAGUCUCCAAGGAGAGGGAAUGGUAGAACUACUUGAUAAGUUAAGUCCAGAAACUGCUCCACACAAAUUUUACAUUGGCUUCCGUUAUGUCAAUCCACUAACUGAGGAUGCUAUAGAUCAGAUGGAAAAGGAUGGAUGUCAAAGAGCGAUAGCAUUUUCUCAAUAUCCGCAAUAUAGCUGUUCCACCACCGGAUCGAGUUUAAACGCCAUCUCCCGGCACUAUAAGAAGCGAAAUGAUGUUUCGAAGAUGCUUUGGACGGCAAUUGACCGAUGGCCUACUCAUCCAACUUUUGUAAAAGCUGUAGCCGAAAAUGUUAAGCAAGAAAUAGAAAAGUUUCCCAAAUCGGUACAAAAAGACGUAGUUAUUCUCUUUUCCGCUCAUUCUCUACCCAUGAAAGUUGUUGAUAGAGGUGAUCCUUAUCCAGCGGAAGUUGCUGCGACUGUUUGGAAGGUGAUGGAGGCUCUGAAUUUUUCACAUAGUUAUAGACUAGUUUGGCAAUCUAAAGUGGGUCCUUUGCCUUGGCUUGGCCCUGCUACUGACCAGGCAAUGAAAGGACUUGCAGCCAAUGGAUUUGUAAAUCAACUACUUGUUCCUAUAGCAUUUACAAGUGAUCAUAUUGAGACUCUAUUUGAAUUGGAUUUGGAAUAUGCGAAGGAAUUCGCAUCAAAAACAAAAAUAGAAAAUAUAAGAAGAGCGGCGUCGCUUAACGACUCUCCGACGUUUAUUAAGGCUAUUAGUGAAAUAGUGGUUGAGCAUCUUAAUUCAGAAGACUCGUGCUCCACUCAAUAUCAUCUAAGAUGUCCACAAUGCACUAAUGCAUCUUGCACAGAGGCUAGAAGGUUUUUUUGCCAAAAUGACAGAGUUUUAAAAUUUCUCAAGGAGAGACAGGACAUCGGACGUCAAGGUUAAAUACAGUUCCUAUCGUGAUGAGUUACAGACGUUUUAUUCUCUAUCCUUUUAAUGUCAAAACACGCGACAACCAUUACUAAAAGGGUUUCCAACCACGGUCGUGCAUCUUGCACAAAUAAUGCAUAUAUAAACGAAUCGGCGAAAAAAGCAGUCGAAAGCAAACAGCGAGUGUCAGUCAGCAAAUGCUGUUUAUUCAUCAGAUAGCAGGCUACUCGUAUAAACAUUCUAUUCGCAGCAGCCCUUCUCCGUAAUAAUCAUGACUUUUAUGUUAAAUAGAAAGAAGAAAGAUAUUUUUUUAAAGAUUUCCUUCAUUUACAAACAAUGUAAACUGAGACAGAUAUAGUUUUUAAGUUAAUAUUUUGUUACAUAAUAGGAAAAAACAGCUCGAUUUAAGUGAAAAAUUGUACAUGGCCUAUUUAUGCCAUAAAAGUCUAGAAUUACAGCGUUUAUGAACACACGAGAGAUGUUAAUGUAAAUAUAAUAACUUAUGUGUCUGUUCUCCAGUAUAAUACAUACAUUGUAAUUAUAUACUGAAUAAGGGCAUGUAAGGCGAGACUCGUAACGUUUUACAAUUACGUAAAACAGAGUACAGAAUUACUAAAUAAGUGUCUCACUUUCUUGGUUUAAAAACAAAAAGAAUAGGUGAAAAAAGAGGAGGUAAAGUUGGAUAAGAUCUUCGACGGAUGCGUUCUUUCUAAAGGCGUCGAAAGUUGGGGAAAAGUUCUCGCUUGGCAGCUGGCGCGCAAAAAUCUCUGCCGCUAAGGGCAGCUGCUGAAACUUUUAACAUUCUGCGAAUAAAAGUUGUAUAAAUUUCGUUUAAUUAAUACCAAGUUUCUA